AUGGCUCUGGCAACAUCAUAUAUUCUCUAUUUCUUGCUUUGUUUUCCGAUGAUUCUACUCCUCACCACUGCCCAAGCUCAAACAAACAUAUCUUUAGGCUCAUCCCUCAUUGCCAUCAACAAUAAUAUGUCCUGGAAAUCGCCUUUAGGUGAUUUUGCUUUCGGUUUCCAGCAAAUUGGAAAAGAUGGCUUCUUACUAGCCAUCUGGUUCAGCAACAUCCCUCAGCAAACUAUUAUCUGGUCAGCCAACAGAGACAAUCUGGCGCCAAUGGGAUCCAAAGUUGAGUUGACUGAAUUCGGGCUCUUCCUCAAGGGUCCAGCAGGUGAUGUGAUGUGGAGCCGGGGUAACACUGGCACUUCAGUUGCUUAUGCAGCCAUGCUCGACACUGGAAAUUUUGUGUUGGUAGAUACAAACUUGGUCAAUUUGUGGGAGAGUUUUAGUGAACCAACAGAUACGCUUUUGCCAACUCAAACUUUGCCUCAAGGAAGGAAGCUUGUUGCUCGCUACUCGGAAAUGAACUAUUCAACUGGAAGAUUUUUUCUCACAAUGCAAACAGAUGGAAAUUUGGUGCUUUACACAAGAAAAGUACCCUUGGAUGCUGCUAAUACCGGCUACUGGAACAGCAAGACGUUACACGAUGGCCAUCUAUUGAGAUUUAACCAGUCUGGCUUUAUUUAUGUUGAAGCAGAAAAUGGCACUGCAGUUGAGAUAUUAUCAUCUAACGCUAGCUCAACAACAGACUUCUACCACAGGGCUACUCUAGAAUUCGAUGGCAUUUUCGUGCACUAUUUUCACCCGAAGAGCAGCAGUACGAGUUCCGGGGGUUGGAGUAUGAUAUGGUACUCUUCAACCCCCAUACCUCCAAAUAUCUGUACAAGCCUUACAGAAGUAGGCACUGGAAGUGGAGCUUGCGGGUUCAACAGCUACUGCAGAUUAGGUCCUGAACAGAGGCCGAAUUGCCUUUGUCCAAGUGGUUACUCGUUUAUCGAUUCAAAUAAUGAAAUGAAAGGCUGCAGACAACUGGCGGAGGCUCAAAAUUGCAGUGGAGAUUCUCAUGAUGCUGAUAAUUUUUAUUUUGAUGCCAUGGAAAACGUAGAUUUUCCUUAUUCUGACUAUGAGGAUUUUUAUCCAAUGGAUGAGGAUCAAUGCAGGAAAGCUUGUUUGGGUGAUUGUUUCUGCGUUGCGGUUAUUUUUCGACGUUCUAGUUGUUGGAAGCUGCAAAAUCCUCUCAGAAAUGGGAGGGCAGACAGUGAAGGUGAUGGUGGGAAGGCACUGAUCAAAGUAAGAAAAGAUUAUUCGACCACCAAGAGCGAAAAGAAACAUAUUUCAGCUGUGGUGCUCGUUGGAAUAUCUGUCAUAAGUAGCUCAGUGCUUCUCUUAUUACUAGCAACUUUUCUGGUUCUUUUUCAUUUCAAGAGAAGUGCAAGAGUUGCUCAAGCACAACACACCCAAUCCAUGCCGGGUAUGAAUCUUCAAACUUUCAGAUAUGAGGAGCUAGAAAAAGCUACUGAUGGGUUCAGAGAACAACUAGGUAGGGGAGCUUUUGGUACUGUUUUCCAAGGAGUUCUCUCAUUUGACAAAGGAAAUCUAGUCGCAGUUAAGAAGUUAGAAAUUAUGAUGAAGGAAGGUGAGCAGGAGUUCGAAGCGGAAGUUAGUGCAAUUGGUCAUACACAUCAUAAGAAUUUGGUACGACUGAUCGGGUUCUGCAACGAAGCCCAACACCGGCUUCUUGUGUACGAGUACAUGACUAAAGGCUCCCUAGCUAGCUUCAUUUUCAGACCUUCAAGACCAAACUGGCACCAGAGGACGCAAAUUGCCCUGGGAAUAGCAAGGGGGCUUUUCUACUUGCAUGAAGAGUGCAGCACCCAAAUCAUACAUUGCGAUAUCAAGCCUCAGAACAUCCUUUUGGACGAGAAUUUUACGGCAAGGAUUUCUGAUUUUGGUUUAGCAAAGAUUUUGAAGAUGGACCAAACACGAACUGCAACUGGAAUCCGGGGAACCAAAGGGUAUGUGGCCCCUGAAUGGUUCAAAAACGUGCCUAUCACUGUCAAGGUGGAUGUCUAUAGUUAUGGCAUUCUCUUGUUAGAGCUUAUUUGUUGCAGAAAGAGUUUCGAAGCAGACGCAAAGGACGAGAGCAAAAUGGUGCUGGCUGAUUGGGCAUAUGACUGCUAUAAAGAUGGGAAACUAUACAUUCUGAUGGAAAAUGAUGGUGAGGCAAUGAGUGACAUGAAGAUGGUGGAGAAGUAUGUGAUGGUUUCGAUAUGGUGUAUCCAAGAGGAUCCAUCAAUAAGACCUACAAUGAAGAAAGUUAUACAAAUGCUUGAAGGAUCUAUUGAAGUCCCAAUUCCCCCUAAUCCAUCAUCAAUCCUCAGUUUUUAG
Messenger RNA from Morus notabilis, 2379 nucleotides. RefSeq names its product G-type lectin S-receptor-like serine/threonine-protein kinase LECRK2. The transcript has a single exon. Gene Ontology annotation, molecular function: ATP binding; protein serine/threonine kinase activity. Bases 1 to 2379 code for a protein of 792 amino acids. The record is from RefSeq and is a predicted model, not a curated record. Gene Ontology annotation, biological process: protein phosphorylation. NCBI's taxonomy places the organism in Eukaryota, Viridiplantae, Streptophyta, Magnoliopsida, Rosales, Moraceae.